Molecule: messenger RNA, 2670 nt
Organism: Saxophila tyrrhenica
Lineage: Eukaryota; Fungi; Ascomycota; Dothideomycetes; Mycosphaerellales; Extremaceae
Exons: 3
Coding region: 1-2670 (889 amino acids)
Source: RefSeq, a predicted model, not a curated record
AUGGCCGACGCUGCGCUCGAGGCGCCUUACUCGAUCGCAACGCUGCCACGGCCACUCGACACAAAGUGUGGGCGCACACGAAGUGCACCGGUCUACAGCAUCCGGGAGUCAAAGAAGAGGAAGCGACAAGAGGUAGUUGUGGGCGUCGACGGAGAGAGCGUGAACAUAUACAACAUCCAAAGCCAACGCCUGGUGACAUCUUACGCCUUGCCUCCACAGACCUAUCUUUGCUGCUCACCAUGCUCCUUCUACACACGAGGAUCGACAACGUCACCUUCGCAGAGGACUACGUAUUUGAUCAUCAAGGACAAUCCACACGAUCCCAAGCGGCGUUUAAUCUGCUUCACCGAGGAUGUAAGACGCAAAGGCGAUUCGACCCCGAAAGUUGCAGCGCCGCAGAGGAGAGAGUGUUCUCUGGACGAUGGCGAUGUCCUGAAUCUCGAAAUGGUUCCGGCUGCAGCAGGGCGUCCGAGCUAUAUCGCUGCGAGCUACAACUCGGGGAAGACGUUGCUCGUGUCACACAGUAUGCAAAGCAUCGAGAAAAUACAACGGCCCGACUCAGACGACCUUGAAGAUUACACAAUCGAGCAUGCAGCGUUUCUCGAUGUGGGAAGUGCGAAGAAGGGCGUCUUAAAGAGCAGAGAAGAUGUUCUAGCAGUACUCGACCAGGACACCACCCAUUGCAUGCUACUGAGCCAUGUGGCACGCAUUGGCGACAAGAGAUACUUCCAGCUUUUCGGCGUGAAGACGCCAGAUCAGGCGUCCCUCCAGACAUUCAAGACCACAAUCAGCAUGAUCCUGGACGUUAAGCUCCCGGAGCUGAAGACUGGGGCCAAAAGUCCUGCGUGGUAUUCACUCCACGCUGCAUCCGGCACACUCUACCAGCUCGUGCUUGGCAAGCUCCAUGUCGUCGAUCUCUCUGGAACGAUUCCGAAGCCUGCUGCGAGCUUCGGGGGUGGAGCGGACCAGGUGACUGGUUUUGCUCGAUUGUCUUCGACAUUGACCAUGGCAGCCUCCAAGAGUGGUGUGGCGCUGUACGAAACACGCUAUGGAUCGGUAUAUGGCUCCUUAUCUUUCACGACAUCCGCCAGUGGCCUGAAAAGCAAGCGAUCAGAUGGUGAUGAUGACGAAGAGAGUGCGGCCUCUAUCGAUGAGCUUAGCGAGAGCCUAAAAGAAAACAAGGCUGCUCGACUCAAGGGCACCCGACUCGCAGAUGUCGUCACCAAGGCCGGGUCACAUAGUGUUGAGCGGACAGGCAAGCCGCGGAAGUGGAAGGAAUGGACAACUGUCGUCGACCGGCUCGUCGAUGCAGACGACAUCGAAGGCCUCGAGCGACUGGUUGCAAACGACCAAAACACCGGCCAUCAAGGACAACUCCAGGCCGCCGUCCAGCGUGGUCCCUCAGGCAAACCUUCAGCCGCCGAAAGAAAAGCAUACGAGGAUCGCUGGCCGCUUCCCAUCACGUAUGAGCCAGCUCAGCUUGAUCGCAGCCGAGCCCUCUACAUCUUGAGCAAGGUCUUCAGCUCCAGCGAGUCUGGUGUUCAAGUACGGGUGCUGUCACAGAAGCUGCUGGAAUGGCUUGCUCUCGCUGGUUUCCUCUCCGCUGCAAGUGUACGACGAGCAUGGUCUGAGUUUGGAGGGGGCCACUCAUCUAUCACGAUCAGCCCAGGCUCAAUUCUUGCUGCGCUUCAGCCUUUCGACGAAGACUUCCAGCUUCUGGCCGACCUGCUGUCGCUUCCCGUGCAUUGGGAGAUCGAAGAGGUCGUUGAAGCUCUACGCUCGGCUAUCCAAUCUUUCGAAGAGCCAAUAGACGGUGAAGCUGAGCCGCUUGCACUACCACCCAUACCACAACAGCCGAAUGGCGAUGUGGCCAUGGCGAAUGGCGACAUGCCGAACGGCGAGACAGACUCCCACAUCAAGCUCGAGUCCGAAGCCGCGGAACAUGAACUCGACCACGCUCUAGCCACCCUCUCUAACGGCCUGGAUGUCAAGAGCGUCGCUCUCCGUGUAAUCUUCUCUCGCCUCACCGCGUUUGACCCAGACAAUAUUACCGCAAGAUUACGCACCAUGAUGUCGCACCGAGAGCUGAUCUUCUUCAUUCACCUUCUCCGAAUAGAGCUCGCAGAUGGUGGGUGGACUUCACGCUAUAUCGGUACGGGGUCAACCGAUGAGGAAGAAGAGGAGCAGGAGGGCCUGGUCAACGCAAAGAAAGGCGCCAAAGAACGCGGGCCAGCCAAUGAAGCUCUACGAACCAUCGCCGACCUUCUCAACUGCGCUGUCGACGCCAUUGGCACCAGCGGCUGGCUCGUCGGACUCAGCAGUACCACUGGCGGUGCACAGGACCUCCUCGCCAGUCUACGGGCAGAAGUGAGCGCCGGGCUCGAAGGAUGCUACGAGGCUAACACUCUCGGCAUGACUUUGGGCGAGAUCCAGCGGUUCGCAAUGCAAGCCAAGAGGGAGGAACUGCCUGGUUUUGGGAAAGGACAUCUUUCGACAUCGAGGCUCGGGCGCGAGGAAGGCGAUGCGCUGUUGCCUAUGGGUAGCAGAGCGGCUCCUGCUUUCGUGGAUGGCAAGAAGAGGAAGCGUGCGAAGGAUAAGGGUAAGGCUGCGCAGUUUCGGGAGAAGAGCAACCGCGUGGGCAAGUACUCGUUUGAGAGGAUUAGGAUAUGA